AUGCAAUGGCUCCCUUUAAGCUUAAGUUCCGCAUGGGUAGUGGGUCGUCGCGUAGUACCUCUCAGGAGCAGGAUGUCGUAGUAGAUAGCCAAUCCAAUCCCGCCGGACCUCUUUUAAACAGUGCGAACGCAAAUGAGUUCGGUAGCAGCACCACCCUUGAUUCAGAGCAGAAUAACGAUAGCCUUGUGUCGAUGAGCAACGAUCGGCGCGCCUUAAUACUGACCAGUAACACUACCGACGAACCAAUACUAGGAUAUGACAAUCCUUCGCUCACCAACACAGAGCAUACGAAUGUUAUACCACUAAGCCCACCGCCAUCGUACGAGCAUGUGUUAGAAGAAAAUCGACUCGCCGCUUUGGACAAAGAGAACAAUCGAACAUCGUUGCUGAACCUUUCCCCAACUGCGCUCGGUUACGAAAUGAUGUCCAACAAUCAGCCGGCUGGGACGGAGCACCAACUGCCUUGCACUACGGAGCAAGGCUCGCCUGGCGAAACGCGAAAGCAGGAAUCUAUCGAUUCCUCCCUGUACACCUGCAGCUCCACGACCACCCCUUCGCAGGAAAAUCUACUAACCUGCACCGGAUCCUGCGAUCCAUUGUAUCAGCUGAGCUGCAACGAAGGUUUGCAGGAUUUAGCGGAGGAAAUGGAAACGAUGGCAAUCGAUGAGACGUGUCUGUCGAACGAAAACCAGGACACGCUAUCGUUGGACGAAGAGUACAGUUCGUACAGCAACUCGCAACCGAUCUACGAUCAACACACUGCCCCAAAGACGGAAGUCAAGGGUCCGGAGAUACUGUACAAAUCCAGCAAACAGUUGUACAAAGCGGUCGCGAAGGAAUGUGGCAUUACGUGCAAGAUGUCCGAUCAAUGCCGCUGCUUGGACUGUCAGAGUCGGUACUUUGACUGUGAAUACGAUCAGAAUGAAAAUGAGAAAACUGAUGGUGGACUAGGUGCUGGUACGCCAAUGUUCAUCAGCGAGGUCAUGCACGGCACUGCGUGCACUAUUCUCUAAACCUAAGGGUGAAGAAUUACUACU
Anopheles maculipalpis is the source of this 1037-nucleotide messenger RNA. RefSeq lists its product as uncharacterized. NCBI's taxonomy places the organism in Eukaryota, Metazoa, Arthropoda, Insecta, Diptera, Culicidae. The transcript is spliced from 5 exons. The coding region runs from base 6 to 1013 and encodes 335 amino acids. The record is from RefSeq and is a predicted model, not a curated record.